CUCGACCAACUCGAUCCAUUCGUUCCAGUAUCGACCAAAAAUGCCGUCUUUCGCUUCCUUCGCCGCGGCGAUCAGUUUCGCUCUUCUCGCACGCGCAGAGACCCAGAACGUCAAUAUCCCUUCCGGCUUCUUCAAUGGUGCACAGACCGGCAUUGGAUCGUGGUUCACUGCCGUUUCCGAGGGGACCAACGGCAAGAGCUGGUGCGGAUACCCGUACUCAGACAGUGACCCUAUUUUUGCUGUGUCGUUGAAAGCAAUGGGUGGCAAGACCUACAACUCCAAUCCCGCUGCUUGGAGGGCGGCGACCCAAAAGUACUGCGGUCUCGAAGCGUCCGUCAAGGACCCCAAGACUGGCAAGGAGAUGCUCCUGUACCUUGGUGAUGCGUUUGAUCCCGCUUGGGUUCGUUCUCCAUCCUCCAUCGACAUCAUGAUCGGCGCCUUCAAGGACCUCAACGGAGAUCCCAAUAACGUCCAUGAGGUGGUUAUCCAAGGUGUAGAGUGGCAUCUUACCGGCCGUGUCAACCCUAAGUUUGCGGCCCCUGGAGCAAUCUGGCCAACGAAGCCGGUGGAUGCGGGACCGACACCCCCGGUUCCGACGACGAUGCAGACGUCGGCUUCACCCAGGCCAUCUCCAACUCCUCCCGCUAAUCCUCCUGCCGUCAAUCCUGCCCCCGCUAAUGGAAACGCACCUGCCAAUGGCAACGGCACCGGCACCGAAUGCAGCAAGAUCUGAUUCUUUCUUAGACACAUUCGUGUGUGAAGUCCGUAGUCGAUAGCGCAACCAGUUCCGAGGACCAGUGGCGCUAUGAUGGUUUACUUCAAGAGUUCGAGACGAGCGAUAAGUCUUCAUCGAUAAAGCCUACAUUCAUUUUUCUUCCGUGGACUGGAGAAAAGCCUCUCAGACAAUACACCAUAGACGAGACCUACAUUCUUAUCUCUUCUGUUGACCAGAAGAAAGCUUUUCAAACAAAACAUGACCAAUGUACAAUAUUUUCCUAAACUUC
This is a messenger RNA of Parastagonospora nodorum SN15, 1004 nucleotides long. RefSeq lists its product as hypothetical. Lineage: Eukaryota; Fungi; Ascomycota; Dothideomycetes; Pleosporales; Phaeosphaeriaceae. Bases 41 to 733 code for a protein of 230 amino acids. The record is from RefSeq and is a predicted model, not a curated record. The transcript is spliced from 3 exons.